Messenger RNA from Siniperca chuatsi (mandarin fish), 2365 nucleotides. It is a transcript of the gene foxd2, whose product is annotated as forkhead box D2. The coding region runs from base 490 to 1593 and encodes 367 amino acids. The record is from RefSeq and is a predicted model, not a curated record. Gene Ontology annotation, molecular function: RNA polymerase II cis-regulatory region sequence-specific DNA binding; DNA-binding transcription factor activity, RNA polymerase II-specific. NCBI's taxonomy places the organism in Eukaryota, Metazoa, Chordata, Actinopteri, Centrarchiformes, Sinipercidae. Gene Ontology annotation, biological process: anatomical structure morphogenesis; regulation of transcription by RNA polymerase II; cell differentiation. The transcript has a single exon.
GAGGAUAGUGUGAUAGUCUGGCUGGAUACCUACCCAAUCCUGUGCGUAAAAGAUAUUUUGGAAAGAUACUUGGAUAUCCAAAAGUAGCUUUUUAAAUGAACUACAACAUAAACUGAUCACAGACGGACACAAUCGCAUCUAAAGAAAACGCAGGUCCAGACUGGUGCCAGAUCGAUCGAUGAUCUUUUGACUGUUUUUUUACGCCUGGAAACCAGAAGUUUUCUGCUCGGUGAGAACCUCGCACCGCCCUGCUUGACCAGCAUCGGACGACCAGGAGUCGCCAAAUCCACAGGUCAAAGAGUUAUUUAUCUUUUCAAUAGAUUCUAGCCAUGUGUGCAUUCAGUAGUUGGAGAUAAAGCUGCAGCAAAAGUCUGGUGUGGUUGUAAGGGGGAGAGGGAGAGUGUGUGCGCGCACUCGCUCAGUAGCCUCACCGGACUAAAGGAGGAGGAAAUCUGGGAGAGAGGGGGAAGAGAAGCGGCGUCUCCAAGGAUGACUUUAGGGACGGAUAUGUCAGACAGCUCUGCAUUGUCCGAAGAUGUGGACAUCGAUGUGGUCGGGGGUGACAUAUCCGUCGGAAAGGACGGAAAGUACAUUCACCACGAGUUCAACUUGGACAAUGACUCGGACGAUAAUUACUCCCAGAACGCUGCCGAAAGGGUUUCCUCUCCCGGGCUCAGCAGCUCCGACUGCCCGUCAGACCAGACGGGGUCCAACGCAGAAGUUGGGACCGUGAUCGGGGAGAAAGCCAGAAAAAGUGCACUUGUGAAGCCACCCUACUCUUACAUCGCUCUGAUCACCAUGUCCAUCCUGCAGAGCCCCAAGAAACGUCUCACUCUCAGCGAGAUCUGCGAGUUCAUCAGCAACAGAUUCCCUUACUACCGGGAGAAAUUCCCCGCGUGGCAAAACUCUAUUCGCCACAAUCUCUCCUUAAACGACUGCUUCGUGAAAAUCCCACGAGAGCCUGGCAACCCCGGAAAGGGAAACUACUGGACCCUCGACCCUGAUUCCGCAGAUAUGUUCGACAACGGGAGCUUCUUGCGCAGGAGGAAGCGCUUCAAGAGGCACCAAGCUAAUGAAAUCCUCAGGGACUCCGGUGGCUUUCUGCCCGGGUUUGGAUACGGCCCGUAUGGAUACAAUUAUGGACUUCAGCUGCAGAACUUCCACGCAGCCCACAACCCGUAUCACCCACACCACACAGGUAGUUCAUUCCCAUUCUCUAACGCUCCCUGCACCUUGCCCCCAUCAGCCUCCAUAUUCCCUGCGCCGCAUCCCCUGCCCACGCUUUUAGGGGCCGAUUUAAGAAAGUCCUUUUAUCCCCAACUAAGCCCAUCUCUGCCACCUCUCAAGACGGACUCCAGCACCCCGAGUCGACCUUCUUUCUCCAUUGACAAUAUCAUCGGUGCGGCCAACUCCACCGCAUCUUCCUACGGCGCACAGCCGGGCAGCCAGGCUCAGAUCCUGGCCAUGUUGACCCCAGCACUGGCCUCUGCUUCCAGCCAUUUGAACCUAUCACAGGACAGCAUAUUGCAACCCGGGCCACAGAGUCAGACUUUUUCCAGCAAAACCCCGAAUAUGAACACUUGUCCUUUCUAGAAAAAAAUGGUGAGAAUGCCCGCUUUAUUAAAAAGCCAGUAGUGGCGUUGUCCUGUUUGAAGGUAGGCUGUACAUUCUUGGUGAAAUAAGAGUGUUUUGGCUCUCCCCAUUUCCUAACAAUGUAGGUGGAGAGAAAGGCUUAUUUAUGGUUUGUAAAUAUGUGUAUAAUAUUGAGAGACAAAAGCGAGAGAAACUCGGAGAAGGAUCUUUUUAAACAAUGCUGGCCUGCAAUCUGGCAAUGUGGCCUUCAUUUGUCAGUGGGAGAAAAAGAAAAAGAUCCUGUUAUUUUAACAUAAGUUAAAGGUGUCAGCCGAUUUUUAAAAUAUAGCCUAAUUGAGGAUUUUAUUAUGAUUUAUAUUGUCUUUAUUUUGUGCGUCGUGAGAAAAUGACACUGUUGUUGUUGACAUAGGCUGACAGAGACGGCAAACUCAGGUUUUACUUAGAAAGCACAUGGAGACAAAGUUGGGUUUCUGACACAAAAUAACCAUUUCUCACUACCCCUCCCCCGUCGAAUCUCCUCUACACGGUGAAUUUGUGACUAUCAUUUCAUGUUGUCGGUGGACAUGUAGGCUAUGUGGUUUUUUGGUAUAAAAGAGCGCAUUACCUCUCUCAACCUUUUACUUGUUGUUCGUUCAUAUUUCACAAUUUAACUUGUGAAACAUAGGCUACAGUAUGUCAUGUGUUGCCAAUAGAGAGAGACACCUUAAUGUUCAUAGGUCAUUUUUUUGUUGUAAUGACAAGAAUAAUAAAUGUUUGUGAGUUUGAAAAAAAA